CGGAAGUUAGCUUUUGUAUCCACCAUGAUGAAUACUGAACACUGCGAGGAAACGAAUGAGAUGGUACAUUGAUUUUUGAGGAGAACAGGUCGUUAUUUUGAGCUACAUAAACUGAACGGGCCUAACAUUAACAGAGCUAGACGUUCACGAAACGGGAAGAUCAUCGUCUGACGGAGCGUGAGGUUCGCCGAUACAUCUGACUGAGCGGGAGGUUCGCCGAUACGUCUGACUGAGCGGGAGGUUCGCCGAAACGUCUGACUUCCGCCGAUACGUCUGACUGAGCAGGAGGUUCGCCGAUACGUCUGACUAAGCGGGAGGUUCGCCAAUACGCCUGACAGAUCGGGUGGUUCACCGAUACAUUUGGCAGAAGGGAAGGUUCGCUUGCCUAUACGUUUGACCGAGUGGGAGGUUCGCCGAUACGUCUGACCGAGUGGGAGGUUCGCCGAUACGUCUGACCGAGUGGGAGGUUCGCCGAUACGUCUGACCGAGUGAGAGGUUCGCCGAUACGUCUGACCGAGUGGGAGGUUCGCCGAUACGUCUGACCGAGUGGGAGGUUCGCCGAUACAAAUUUUGCAGAGUCGCAAGUACAGCAAUUCCAUCGGUAUGCCAGAGCCGGAAGUAGCCAAACCACAGGCCUGGUAGAUCCAGAUACUAGAACUUCGAGGACCUUAAGCAUAUCUACUGUUGUAUCGCACGAAUGGAGGCUGAAACCAGCGAACCUGGAAUGGUACCUCUUAUUUAUGACAAGAGUGAGUCUGGAGAACCGGAUACUGAAACACAGAUAGAUGGCGGUGGCGAGAACUAUUCCAAGGGCCCAGAAAUUCAGACAGAUGGUUCUAACGAACCAGAAAUGGAAAUACAGAUAGGCGCCGUGUUUUCACUCGCAUCUAUCGAUGGAAACAAACAAAACGAGACAUUGGAAUCAGAGUCCUUUGAUUCCCAACGGACUUCGUUUACAGGAUCUACCGUAUCGGCAGUUUCGUUAAGUGGAUCAACCGUAUCGGCAGUGGAGGAUGAUAAAUUCAACAGUAGUAAGUCAGAUGAAAGUUGUGUAACGAAUGGAGAAAUAAGUGCUGACAACAGUAUGUGUUCCGAACAUGUAGUUUCUGAAACUGGCCAUUCCAGUCCGGACCAUCAUCCAAGGGACAGUACAAAUGAUUACUCGGUAUCUCCGGCUCGUCCGCUGUCGCCUCUACUUAAAGUUGAUAUGAGUGCUAAUGAUACGACGGGUUUGAACGAAAGUAUAAAAGAGUCACUACCUCUCCAAUCCGUAAAACAUUCCUUCAAGAAGACAAAGAAAACAGUCAGCUGUUCUGAAAACAAAAACAUUAUCACGAGUAAGAAUUUCAGCUAUUGUUACGUAAAAUUAUUCGAUGUUUUGAAGCAUAGAGUUGUUAAACAAGAAGUUAUAAAAAUGGCAAAGAAAACUGAGACAGACAGAGAAGUUACAACACAGGAGCUAAAACAAGCACCGAAAAUUCCUACAAGGAAAUUAAAAAAGAAACCAGCCAGACUUACAUUGAGGAAGAAGAAAAAGAAAAACCUUAAUAAAGAAAAAGUUCCAACUGAAGCUACGUCUAGGAAUGACGCUCACCAAUCAGAUGCAACUUCAGACCAAAUACCUAUUAGACCUAGCAGAAAGAGGAAGUUCAACCAUAACCUCUUCACAGACGCUGUUGUGUUUGAUAGUCGAGGUAUAAGUAAUUUUGAGGAUCACGUUAUUCAGAAGCAAGAAGAGGAAGACGUCAAGGGCCGCACAGCUCCGACAUAUGGAUUCCGAGGAAGUCGCCCGCAAGUGGCUAGGACUAAAAAGAAACUAAGUCGUAUUAGAAGAGAAGACAUGCCAUUUAUUAGUGUUACACUCGACGCUGAAAAAGUCAAUAGGAUUGAUAAAUCCAAGUUAGAUACUUCCAAAAAGAAAGUUAGUAUUCCUAUUUCAUAUCUUCUGGAUAGAAAAGUUCGCUUAUACCACAAUCUGCUAAAGACUACUAGUGGCAGUUUCCGCAUCUUGAAGAACAGGUCGAAGAGCAGUUUCCUAAAAUAUGCUGAAAAAGCCAUGAGGAAAGCGAGAUUAAAGACAGAUUCUAAAACAGCAGAUAAUUCAAAAUCAACAGUAAAAACGGAGGUCGAGGAAGGGUUGUCAAAGAAGAAGAAGAAAAAGGAGGAAACGUCGGCAGUUAUUAGUCUACCUGCGGACCGUCGGCACCAACAGAUGAUGACAAGUGAUAAUGACAAAGGGAAUUUUGAUACGUGGGCUCCGUUAUGGUCAAAGAAACCAAAUUUAUCAAAUCCAAAUUCGCUAGUUCUACCAGUAAAUGUGAAGAAGGAACCAGGAACGUCAUGUUUUGACGAGAAUAAGAACACUUUUGCCUCUGACGAAGGUAGUGUUAGUCUUACCGGGAGAUAUAGAAAACCCAGUAAUAAGUACAGCUCAUUCAUCACGACUUUCGAUCGGAAUUGGCACUUGCCAAAAAUGUCGGAUAAAACUUCAGUUAAAUUAGAACAACCUUAUAUAGAGAUGGACAUAGCUGCAGAUGCAGAAGCGAUUGUUCGUCAGCAAAGACUGGGUAAAGUGUACAAGUUGUCCGAUGCUGACAAGAACGACGAUUCUGUUGAGAUGAAUAAUUGGCACAGACGCAAUCCAAACAUAGAAAAAUCACCAAUAUCCUCAGCAACAGUUGUCGAAAGUCCAACGUCGUCUUUUCAGAACAACGGCCAAUCCAUUCCCGUUAAAAUGCCAAGCGCAACAACUGGAAAUUCUACAAGAAAAAUAUUACCGAAAGAUGUUUUAAAACCGGUUAAAACUAAUCCGGCCUUGGCGAUGAAACCGCUGCCAAUGACUAAUACAUGUGAAAAUUCUAGUCUGUACAGGAGUACUGUCAAUGAACUUGCCAGAGUACAAAAUACAAAGAAGUUUUUCCAAUUGCGCAUUGGCGAAAAAAUGGUGUUGAUACCAGCUGAUGGUGGAGAUCUCGUUCCGAAGGCAUAUGUAAUAGAUAUAGCAAAACAUCCUUUCCCCAUGAAGACAAAUACAGAAAAAACUCUUAAGGGGGAGACAGGUGUGCUACCUCCCGUAUCAACAGACUAUGUUGCUUCUUUAUUUAAGAAACCUUCCAAUCAAGCCAAUAUUAAAACAUCUGACGAAGAUGUAAGUGGGAAGCUGACGGUAGACACCGGGGACUUCUCGAAACAGACACUUUCCUCUCCACCACUAUUGUCGCCUCAUGUCGAGCCUACUAGUUCAAUGUACUCGCACUCUAAUCACAACCCACCAGUGUUAAGUCCCAAAGGAUUACCUAGCCCAGAAAAAACAUGUGAGGACGCAAAACCGCCAAUUUUGUGUCAGGAACUUGGUUCUUGUGAGGGUACGAGCCCCAAUUCAAGUCACAUGAAAAGUAUUCUCCCGAAGUUACAUCAGAGUCACACCCCAGGAGAGGAUUCUGCUAGUGGCUGUCCGAGUUUACCAGCAUCUGCCGAUGGGCAUCCGCCUCACCUUACCCUCGUUAGCGACGGAAGCCACUCUGAAACCAUUGUAGUCAAGAAAGAACCUGCUCAUCUCAGGAAUUUUGAUGUUGGUGAAAGUACAAAAGACAACUUGCCCAGGAAACCAAACAUCACAACGCAAACAACAUGCUCUAUUUCUAAUGUUUACAAUCGGACCGUUCCUUUAACUCCAAACAAUUCUAUUUCGUCAGAAAGUAGGUUUUCAUGUACAGUCAAUACAGUCGGUGGAAGUGGCACAGCGACUGCAUCAAGUGAAAACAGUGGUCCGCUUUCAGUUGCGGGAUACAGCGCGCCAUCUUCUUCGUCAGGUAGUACCAGUCAGGCAUAUCCUAAGGAUCCGGCAUGGCCCUCUUCUUCAAAGGAAGACGAGGUUACGCAGAAGUCUUCUUUAGACCCAUCGUUUGCUGCAACAGGAAACAUCCUAGAUAACCCGCAAUCUAACGUAGGUGCUGAAGAUCCAGGUCGUGAGCGAGACAUAUUUGGCAUCAAAACAGUCACCCAUGUCCCAGCUAACGAAACUAUGGUACAGGAAAGAAUUCGAAAACUUCGGGAAAGGUUACGAGAAACGCAAGCUGAUUUAGACAACGUCCGGAAAACAUUUCGAAUCAAGAAAGAGAAUAUUGAGGAUGACUAUUAAAAUCAUAAAGUAAUUAUAUGAGAGCGGUAAGAUAAGAUUUCCUUCAUGCGUCCAUGUUGAGGUAAAACGGUACUCUUAUUGAUGAACAUGGAUAUUAUUUCCCCUUUUGGUUAAGAGUUCAUAUAGUUAUAAGUAUUAUUAGUGGAAUUAGAGCCCUAUAAAAAUGGUGCUGUAUCAUAUCAUCUAUAAUAUGCAGAUAAUAAUUAUGUUAGUUCACGUGUGGAGGUUCGGUAAUGUUAUUGCAUCAAAUCGCAAUUUACAAUGUAAUUGAUUUGUAUAAAUAAUUAAACAUCAAGUAGGUAAACGCCACACCGAAACAAUACUAAGUAACCCGGUUAGUAUCUUACUUUAAUUUAAUAACACAGGACUGCUUGUAAACCCGAUCGAUGUUUCAAAGGCCAAAAUCCAGUUGUAAGCAUAUGUACAUUUUGUAAAUAUGUUUAUAAAGACAUUUCAGUUUUGAUUUUAUAAAAAUGUAAUGAUAACCUGCCUCGCUACAUCAAGUUGCCAUUGGGCGUCAUCUUCCCUUUUUUGACGCUAUAUAUAUUAGGAUUUUCCCCGCGAGACGUUCUAUUUCCUGUAGUACAGUAGUACGAUUUCUAUUGCUAUGUAGUGAUUUAAGGAUGCUAAAGCUGAAAGUGCAUGUUAUUUUUAGUUUUUAUUUUAGAAUUAUGAGAACAUUUUCCAAGGGUGCUUCAUUAGAGAGAACAGCGUCUAUUUUAUGUUAAGUAAUUUUCUUCUCAUUAUAGGCAGAUCGGUCCUCGUCAGUGUACAAUUGGGUCUUACCAGUUGUAAACAUAUCCCGUAUCCUUACCAAGUUUUUAUUAUUCUAAAAUGUAAUGGAUGUGAUGUCAAUGUGAAGUCGAAGCUCGACAUAAUCCGCCUCGUAGUGUAAGGGCCUGACAUAGAUGGGUAACAAAGUAAAAACAUAAUUUAUGUCCUGUAAUUUGGCACCCUAAGGACAUGUCUCAUCCUGAAAAUUUACAGGCAUGAAAUAAGCUGCAAUGACAGUUUUGAUAUGUCAUAUUUGAGAGAAGAAAUGUAUCUUACCGAUGUUUUAUUUUGUUUGUAUUUAAACAGUUACCACUGGUGUUUUAUGUACUAUACAUUUGACAUUAUGUAUGUAGAAGUUUCACUCCACCCCAGAAUUGCCAUUUUUAAAGCUGGCUUAAAUAUUUAGUGAUCUCAACCUUUGAACUUUCAAAUGUAUUUCAUAUGUUUCAAGCUACAUUUUAGUUAAGUGUAUAUAUUUGGUACAUUAUUUCAUAUCCAUACGAUGUAAUAGGAAAAGUUCGCAGUAAAACUCCAUUGUUUUUUUUUAUUAAAACCAAUAUAAAAGGUGAUUUGCUGAAAUUGUUAUUCCAAUAAAUGACAUGGUAUAUGACAUGGCUCAAAAGUCAGUCAAAUGUGAGAAGAUAGAAAGAAUGGUGUACUUAUCAUGCAGUAAUCAGAAGAUAGAAAGAAGGUUGUACUUAUCAUGCAGUAAUCAUGCAAUCUACAUUGUAUUCUACCACGUUUGCUAAAUUAAACUACAACCGGAAAACCAUAUGGAUUGGACUGCUAAAUCGAUAGAAGGGACGAGGGAUAUUUCUAAAUAAACACCAUAUCUAGCGUUACUUGUUUGUUUGAUGUGUAUUAAGUUCAGAAAGGAACAUUAGCUUGGCCUAUAUUAAAGUUAGUCUGUGUUCCUUGGGUUUUAAUUUGAAAUCAUGGUACGACAUACAAAAACGUUUGAUAUCUGCUGUGAAAUUGCGAUUUGUUGUUGUAAAUAACUAUGUUCCUAUUUGAUAACUGUAAUCGGACCUGAAUAUCCCAAGUUUUAUCAACAUUCAGUAGCGUAAGGAAACUCCUUGAAUUUCCCAUAGAAGAGCAUUACAAAAUUAACGGAUAAUUCCUUAAGAUUUUUCCCUUUGAUCCUAUAAUACUUCAAUAUUUCAAGGAAUUUCCUUAAGUUAAGGAUCAGUUGAUGAAACGGGGUCAUAGAGAGUGAUCUCGAUUUCAUGAUCAAGGUUUACAUUGAUAUGGGUGGCAUGUAUUGAUAUAUAUAUAUAUACAGAUCUAUAGGAGAGACUGACAUUCAUUAUAGAUCUACUGUAUCUAACUCUCAAUCUGCAUUGAAUGAUGGCAAUACCUUGUGUGUCCUACCACGUGACUGAGUGUACAUGUGUCGAUAUGCCUAAUUAGUUGGUAUGUCAAAACAUCAGUGUACAAGACACACAGGAUAUAAGUACCAUUUAAAACAAGUUGAGAGUUAGAGUAGAGCCAAAACGAAUUAAACUGCACCAACCGCUGUUUCGUCCUUCAAUUACUGAUUAUCCAUCAUCUACUUGUAAAGGUCAGUGUGACAGGUCAAUUUGGUCAGACUUCAUUGUCAUAUUCUGGAGUAUGUAUCAUUACGUUAGGACUAGUGUGGUCCACAUAAUGUCCACGUCCAUAAAGGAGUUUACUCUCCAACUACACUUUAUUGUAUUUAAUAUCAUCAUAAUUCGAUGCAAUUACUGUAAUGCAUUAAAAGUUGAAAUUGACAAGGAAAUAAUUUUAUCAUUUGCAUUGUAAUAUAUAGUUUAUCAUCAAUGUAAGGAACAUGUGUAAUAAAACGGCGGAGUUUUGUUUAAAAGUUUGUAUGGUGAUUUUUUGUUAUAAAUUUAAUAAUUGUAUGCGCCCUAUUG
Molecule: messenger RNA, 6810 nt
Organism: Pecten maximus
Lineage: Eukaryota; Metazoa; Mollusca; Bivalvia; Pectinida; Pectinidae
Exons: 3
Coding region: 698-4141 (1147 amino acids)
Source: RefSeq, a predicted model, not a curated record